AAUCAGGAGAGGCGUUCUUUUAGCUCCAUCCAAUAGCAGCUGCUCUUGUUCCCAGUCAGCUGUGGGAAGGGCAGCUCGCUGCAGCUGUUGGAGGAGUUGGUCUCACUGAGCCCAGAUCCACAUUGUGGAUAAAUAAAAGUCCUUGUGAGUAUCCACACAGUCCUGAUCGUGGUGUGCAGCUGCGGGUGUGGAUGGGGGGAAACGGCCCGAGUCACUUUUCUCAAGAGGAUGGAGAGGGUGGAGUUACUUUUGUGAAGGGCAUUCGGAGUCAGCGGCUUUACGACUCACUCUGCUCUGGUGUGAGUGUUGUGGGUGGUAAAUAUAGAAACAGAAAAACAAGAACUUCUGAGAGAAAACAAACACUGAGUCAGAAUAGAACAGAGCUGCUGGAGAGGAUUUUCCCAACAAGACAAACCCGAUGAGAAGGAGGUUUAAAUCUGUGACAGUACAUUUACUGAAGCGUAGUACAGACAAUUUAGAGCUGUCAGACAAAGUCAUCAAACGGAUGAAAGAGUCUUCAAACGCCGUCACUCCUCAACAGUCACAGAAUGAAAAUCCUCCCCCACACUCACCUGAAACACAAGUGCCCACCCCUGUUCCUGCCCCCUGUGUUGAACACUUAAUACCUCUCCUGACGGCUCCUCCUCCUCCACAUCCUCCAUUCAUCCCCCCUCCACCUCCUCACGAAGCUCCAUCCUCGCCUCCAGCAGUGGAACCUGCUCCUCCGGUAAAACUCAUCCCUCCUCCUCCUGUAAAGUUCCACUCCCUUCCCCCUUCCUCUGUGGAGCCUGCAGCGCCGCCAAAAACUCCGCCUCAGACGGACCCUGUUGUCUCAGCACCUCCUCCACCCCCAGCUACACCUUCUCCUCAAGUGGAAGCAUCCGUGUGUCCUCCUCCGCCUGCUAUAGUGGAGCCAGUAGUCCCACCUGCUGUCGAGUCCUUCAUCCCACCUCAUGUAAAGCCACAAACUCCAUCUGCAGAGUCAUCUGCAGCAGCUGUAGCGCCACCUGAGCCUUCUGAUUUUGUGGAACCAACAUCUCCCACUACUUAUCAACCUGCGGCCGUAGCUCCCUCUGUUCAACCUCAAGAUCCUGUUGUCCUGUCAGUGCCACUCAUGGAAACAGUCCAACAUCCACCCACUGUUGAGUCUACACCAGCUGAGCCAAUAAUCCCACUCUGUCCCAUUGAUUCAGCUCCAGCUCCAGUUGAAGCUGUAGUUUCACCUCUGCAAGUGGAGCCAACGCUUGUUGAGCCGGUAGUCCCAGCUGCUGCAGCAGCAGUUGAAGAAGUGCCUCCAGUCGUGGUUCCAGCUGUGGAUCCGCCGUCUCCAUGUGAGGUGGUUCCACCUCCAUCAGAGCCUGUAGCAGCACAAUCGUCUGCUCCAGAACUCACUUUUGAAGAGCCCUCCCUGCCCUGUCACUGUGUGGAGCUGGCUGUCGUGCCCACUGUUGCGCCUGUAAGUGAAGCCCUCGUAGAGCCUCUAGCACCACCUCCACCUGAUCCAGCUCCUCCUGCCGAGGAGCCCACCAUCACCCUGUCUCUGCCCCCUGUCGCUGAGGACAAAGUGCCCGCUGUCGCCUCAGUGCCACCACCUGCAGCAGCUUCUCCUGUUUCUCCUGAGAUGGUGGAGGAACAGCUGAGGCAGAAGAUCAAAGAGGAGAUGCAGAGACGUCUGGAGGAGGAGAUCAGCCAGAAGAGGCAGGAGCUGCAGCAACAGCUGGAGGAGGUGAGGGCUCAGGCUCAAGCGGAGGCCAGAGCAGCAGCUCAGGCUCAGGUGGAGGAGCAGGUGAAGAAGACUCUGGAGGCGGAGAAGGCGGCGUACACUGAGAGCCUGACAGAAUCCAUCGUGAAGGAACGAAUGAAGACAGAAGAUGAGAGGCUCAUGGUGCAGCUUUAUUGGAUGGAGAUGAAGGCUCAUCAACUCGAGGAGAGGGAGGGAGAGCUAAAGAAACGAGGCGCUCUGUACAAGGAACACGUCGCUAAGCUUGAAGCAAAGGUAAGCUCCGUUUUGAGUAGUUCUCGUCCCUACGUCUCAUUUAAGAUUAAGUUACAUUAAAGCCCCUGAAAACUUCAAAAACCUCAAAACCUCCUGUUUUAUAUCAAUAACAUUAAAUAUUUAUGACUAUUAUAAAGCAAGUUUUCAGUGUUGCGUUCACCUGCGGCAGGCAGCUGUUUUCAGAAAACAAACUCGACGUUGCCUGCUCUGCACAGCUGGUGAUCAGGAGUUGGUGGAGACCAAAGUCAGAGUUAAAAGAGAGAGCAUGCCAGACUUAUUUUCCCCAGGUGGACUCCCAAGUUGUGCAGAUUAAAGAUAAUGUUGCACCAAAGCUGCUGCAUGUUUAAAUAAGCAUUGAUUUUCAACUUGGUGAUAUGUGUCCACGACCUGUUUCUGACAGCUGAAAAAAGUUCAAUCUAAAUUUAGGAUAGCUUCAGCGAUCUGUUAAGUUUCUUAAGAGUCUCAGAUGGCUCCAGCUCAGGAAUGAUUAUACAACAUAUCAUUAGUUAUGACCUGUAAGUGUAGAUUUAGCCUACUUUGCAUUUUAUUUGAAUAUCUGCUGACAUGUUGCAAACACCCUGUGUGCAAACAACAGAAUAAAGCUUCCGUCUUUACUGG
Molecule: messenger RNA, 2614 nt
Organism: Scatophagus argus
Lineage: Eukaryota; Metazoa; Chordata; Actinopteri; Scatophagidae
Product: vegetative cell wall protein gp1-like
Exons: 7
Coding region: 419-2056 (545 amino acids)
Biological process (GO): inner mitochondrial membrane organization
Cellular component (GO): MICOS complex; mitochondrion
Source: RefSeq, a predicted model, not a curated record